Molecule: messenger RNA, 1060 nt
Organism: Tachysurus vachellii
Lineage: Eukaryota; Metazoa; Chordata; Actinopteri; Siluriformes; Bagridae
Gene: fam177a1a
Product: family with sequence similarity 177 member A1
Exons: 5
Coding region: 89-670 (193 amino acids)
Source: RefSeq, a predicted model, not a curated record
AGAAAAUGGCGGAAGUUGUCGGUUAACUAAAACGGGUAGGAAAAAAAAAAACACUGGGGCGUCAACAGAAGGAAAAGUGUGAAUAAAAAUGGCGGCUGUUUUACUUCAUGUUACAAACAUUAAUGUGUCUGUGGGACAAACGAUGGAACCCGAGAAAAGCUCCAGUUUGGUGAAAGACUUUGAGAGUGUGGAGCUCAGUGACGCAGCAAGGAAGCAGAAAGUCCCACGCAGAACCAUUUACUUUGCCAGUGGUGAAACGAUGGAGGAGUUCAGCACAGAUGAGGAAGAAGAGGAAGAGGAAGAGGAGCAGCGCAAACAAACUGCCAUGAGUACUAUUGAUUCGUCAAAAUUGACCUGGGGUCCAUAUUUCUGGUUCCACAUGUGGAGAGUGGCCACCAACACCAUCUCAGUGUGUGAUUAUCUGGGAGAGAAAUUGGCAUCAAUGAUGGGCAUCACCACACCUAAGUAUCAGUAUGCAAUUGAUGAGUACUACAGGAUGAAGAAAGAGGAGGAAGAGGCAGCUGAGGAAGAUCGUCUUUCUGAAGAAGCCGAGCGGCAAUUCAACAGUCAGCAGCGUGAUAAAGAACAGAAUCCGACUGUGGAGCAGCCUGAAGGGACGAGUUCCUUCGUCAACAUGAGUUUCGAAGUAGAACAAGAGUCGUCCUCAUGAUCAAGUGCUUUUUCUCCACAUUAAUCUCUCAUCACUGAUGAUAAUGAUAUAUUUAACCAAGAAAACUGUCAAAACUGAGUACUUUUCUGACCUGUUUAUAUCUACAGCUGUGUGUGUGUGUGUGUGUGUGUGUGUGUGUGUGUGGUCAUAUAUUUAUUUAUACGCUAAGUGCAUUAACACCUGUGCGUGUUGUGAUCGUACACUUGAGUUGUGGUGCUACACGUUACACUGCUGUUAGUGACUAAAGAAACACACCUGUAUAAUGGAGGUUCCACAGCCUUCAUUGUAAAUAUAAACAGAUUAAAACUACGUGGUCGUUUAACCUCAGCACCUGAGACACACCUCUGAUGACUGUCUCUGGACAUCCCCCACCCCCACCCCCACACACAC